ACCUCCCCGUCCCUCCUCAAGACCAUCGAAAUGGGUUUCCGUCACAACAACGUUCUCCACAACAACCACUUCCGCAAGGACUGGCAGCGCCGGGUCAAGGUCUGGUUCGACCAGCCUGGCUCGAAGAAGACGCGCCGCAACGCCCGUCAGGCCAAGGCUGCCGCUCUCGGCCUGCGCCCCACCAAGGCGCUGCGCCCGGCUGUGCGCUGCCCGACGCUCAAGUACAACACGAAGCUGCGCGAGGGCCGCGGCUUCACGCUUGAGGAGCUGAAGGCCGCCGGCCUGCGCAAGAAGGAGGCGCGCGCCAUCGGCGUCCCCGUCGACCACCGCCGCCGCAACAAGAGCGAGGAGAGCCUCAAGCUCAACGCCGACCGCAUCAAGGCGUACCGCGAGCGCAUCAUUGUGCUGCCGCGCCGCAACAAGAAGAACAAGGGCCAGGCCCCGGACCUGUCCAACGUCUCUUCCACGCGCGACGUCGCCGCCGCCUUCCCGAUCCCGGCCGGCCUGGUCGCCGAGGCACCGCGCGCCAUCACGGCCGAGGAGAAGGAGGCCACCGCCUUCCGCACGCUCCGCACGGCCCGUGCCGCGCACCGCAACGAGGGCAUGCGCGCGGCGCGCCAGAAGAAGAAGGAGGAGGAGGCCAAGGACUCGAAGAAGUAAAAAGGGGAGCCUGCGCUACGACUGCGUCCAUGCACACCACCACCACACUCCUCC
Molecule: messenger RNA, 714 nt
Organism: Tilletiopsis washingtonensis
Lineage: Eukaryota; Fungi; Basidiomycota; Exobasidiomycetes; Entylomatales
Product: ribosomal protein L13e
Exons: 5
Coding region: 31-660 (209 amino acids)
Biological process (GO): translation
Cellular component (GO): cytosolic large ribosomal subunit; ribosome
Molecular function (GO): structural constituent of ribosome; RNA binding
Source: RefSeq, a predicted model, not a curated record